Talaromyces marneffei is the source of this 1869-nucleotide messenger RNA. RefSeq lists its product as uncharacterized. The record is from RefSeq and is a predicted model, not a curated record. Gene Ontology annotation, cellular component: spliceosomal complex. The transcript has a single exon. Gene Ontology annotation, biological process: spliceosomal complex disassembly. Bases 1 to 1869 code for a protein of 622 amino acids. Lineage: Eukaryota; Fungi; Ascomycota; Eurotiomycetes; Eurotiales; Trichocomaceae.
AUGUCGAUUAAUAUACCCGAUUUCGAUCCUUAUACCGUCUUGGGAGUCGACAAAGACGCUCCCAGCUCAGCAAUCAAGAGUGCUUACCGCAAGCUUGUGUUGAAGUGUCAUCCAGAUAAGAUCCAAGAUGAAGCGUUGCGGGCCACGGCUGUUAUUGAGUUUCAGAAGCUUCAAGAGUCGUAUGAAAUUCUGAGUGAUGAAGGACGGCGCCAGCUUUACGAUCAGGAGAUUUACCUCAACAAGUUGAGAAAGGAAACCGCAGCACAGAAAGCUUAUGCAAGCAGGGAAUGCCGCGAUGGACAAAUGUACGAAGAGCGAGUUCCAGCCGGUGCUGCAUUCUUCAAUAGCAGUGACGAGCAUCUAUACACCGAAGAACCGAUAUCUUACUCUCAGAAGUACGCCGAUGGCUCCAAGCGCCCACACACCAAAGCAACUGAAGAGAGGAAAAAGGCAAAAGGACCAUCUGUGUACACGUAUACCACGACAAGACCAGCAAAACAGAGCGAUCGUGACCAUGUCAAGGCCGCACAUUAUGAUCGUGCAAGAACUCGCACCAAGGAACGCCGUCGAGAUGCCUCGGACAAGUAUGAGCGAACAGCACCUGGUUUUGAUUCAGAAAGCGAUGAUGCCUACUCAGAUCUCGAACGCGAACAGGUUCAUUAUAGGACCAAAGUGGAAGUGGAGACAAGAUACUCAUCACCUCGAGAAUCUGUUCCACCUCGUCGUAAAACAGACACAACAUCGAGUUACUCACCGAAGCAUCAUCGUAGUCAUGGCUCGUCUGCCAGCUCGGAUUCUGAAGAUGGUCAUGAUGACUAUACAUCGUACUCGGCGUCCAAACUAGAUGGCCAAGAAGAGUGGGCCAAGAAGUACAUUGGCCGCACAACGGACCCCGUUAUCCGGCCACACUCAUCGCGACACGCAGGAUAUGAAGAUAGGGAGCGACGUCACUCAGAAACUCCUCGAUAUUCAGGUCGUUCGUCUCAUAGUUACAAGGAGAGUGUUCAUGUUGAAACUUCGUCACCUCGCACCACUCGCAGGUCUUAUGAACGACUGGAUUCACCAGAGCGGGGCAAUGAGCGUGGUUACGACUACGAGCGUGCGUAUGAGCGAGAGCGAGAUCGAGAUCGAGAUCGAGAUCGACGAUGGGAACGUGAACUUGAUCGCGAGCUUGACCGACGGGAGCGGGAACGAGAACGUGGGCGAACCGUUCCAAGUUUGUCGACAGCUGCUUCUCAAAAGGUCCCGUCAUCAACUCGAGCUCCUCCCACCAUCACUCGCUCUGCUACCGCACCCUAUCCUUCUCGCAGUCGACGGGAGGCUUCGAAUCGGUCGGAGUCCAAGGGUCCUCUUUCUGGUAUUGUUACUGGUUUAGCCAGCAUGGUUGUAGAUGGCUUCGCAGGGGAUGCCAAAGUUUCAUCUCGGUCAUCCACGGGACGGGGUGUCUCGCGAGCAAGAGGUGUUUCCCGUCCACGUGGUACCGAGAAAAAUGAUUCGGGAUAUUCCAGUGGACCAAGUACUCCGGAAAUGCCUCAGAAUGCGUCAGCAAAGAUUAAACAGUACAAAAUUGUCGAAACGAGUGAUAGAACCAAGGUGGAAACGGUAGAUGUCUACCCAUCACCACCGCCACCACCACCACCACCAGUACCAUCGUCGUCGUCACGAUCUGAACGACCGAGAGAACGCUCAACAGCACCGAGACCUAAGACCACCACUCGAACCAAAACGUAUACUUACGAACCAGAAAUAAUUACACGGCAGCCGGCUUCGGCAUCCCCAAAGACUUCGUCAGCAGGCCGACACCUAUACGGAGAGAUCCGCCCCGAAAUAUUGGACGGACACCGAUACACCAGGCCAACAGUUGCUUGA